AUGACACAAAGCCCAUAUCAUGACGAUUUCAUCUCCCAGCCCGAAGAUCCUGCAACAUGGGAAAACAACUCACAGUACGCUCCAACACCUGGAUAUUUCGGUAGUCCCAAUGCAACAGGGCUCAACUACAUCAACAAUCGAGAGGUGUCAAAGGACACGGAGGAAGAUCUUGUUUUGGCCCCUAGUGCCUUUUGGCAGCUGUUCUUAGAGAAGAAAUUAGAGAAAGUUCUUCGACGAAAAAUUGCCCGUCAUCGUCAGGUGAAAGCUGAUGACACUGCGAUUGUCGUUUCAGUGAACGACCGAACCCAGCGCAAUUUGACUAAACGAUUUGAUGAUACCGAUAUCAUUUGGACCGCCAUCGAGAAGCAGCUUCUGAUGUGGUCAGGUCUAUUCUCCCGGGGUAAAGAGCUCACGCUGAAGAUCAGUUUCAAUUACGUCGACGAUCGUCACUCCCCUCCAGCCGCUGGUCGGAAAGGGGAGAAAAGAGGAAAAGCCUCUGUCACGAAGAGAAUGCUCGACGAGAGAGCCGCGCAGAUUGAUGCCGAGCAGGAUGCUUCUGGAGAAAGACCUAUCUGGCGCAGCGUCUAUAAUCUGAUGCGAUGUGCAUCCUCGACUUGUUCAUUGGGCCCGUAUUGCUGGGUGGAUCCAAUGGGGAAAAAGCAUUACCAACUGAAGACUCAUCACCUGAAGCGGCUCGUUACCCACGUCGAAAAAGGUGGGGUGUUAGACGGGCACAGGGAUGUGCCAGAAACAGUAUGCGAAGAAUUAUAUAUGGAAGAGCAACAGAGACAGGAAAAAAACAAUCGCAAAGGAGGACAUCUGACUGGAAAUGGAGCACCAUAUCCUGCCAUCAACAUCAAUGUCCUACCCUCGCAGUCUUCCACUGCAGCUACACAUGUUUCUGCUGACUUUCAAUCCAUGCAAUCUCCAGGCCCGCUUGAGAUCCCUGGACCUAGGGAUGAAGCGGUCAAGGAAUAUGGUGAAUGGCAGGUGUCAAACGUCACUGAUGACGCUCUCAAGGCUGCAUUUCGAGAAAUCUGUGACAUGAUGAUCGACAAUAGUCUUGAUCUUGAGCAGGUCUACAAGGAUCAAGACCCGGAAUUCUUUAUCGGAAAGGGCAUAAAGAUAGGUAUUGCUCGACGGUUCGUAGAAGACAUUCGGCGCUGGGUCGAGAAUGUGAGGAAAGCAAUCCCCAUUUAUGAGAUAAUUUAG
This is a messenger RNA of Penicillium olsonii, 1212 nucleotides long. The record is from the annotation of a GenBank genome assembly. Lineage: Eukaryota; Fungi; Ascomycota; Eurotiomycetes; Eurotiales; Aspergillaceae.